Molecule: messenger RNA, 1530 nt
Organism: Acanthisitta chloris (rifleman)
Lineage: Eukaryota; Metazoa; Chordata; Aves; Passeriformes; Acanthisittidae
Gene: NRROS
Product: negative regulator of reactive oxygen species
Exons: 2
Molecular function (GO): protein binding
Source: RefSeq, a predicted model, not a curated record
GCUGAGAUGGAGGCCCCGCUCCCUGGUCUCUCCCUGCUCCUGCUUCUCCUGGCAGUGGGAAUGGGAAGCGGGGCAGUUGCAGCCUGGGCACCAUCUCCUGGCAGCUGCAAGCUUGCACAGAGCACUGCAGACUGCACUGGGAGAUGGCUGAGCUCCAUCCCAGGAAAUCUUCAAGGUGAUACCAAGGAGCUGUUGCUUGAUGACAACACUAUCCAGGUCCUGGGCAAUGCCUCUCUGCUACGGUACCACCAGCUCUGUCAUCUCAGCUUGCUCAGGAACCGUCUGGAGCUCAUCGAGCCAGGCGCCUUCCUCAGCAGCCAAGGCCUCCAGGUGCUCUCCUUGGCAGACAACCUCCUCUUCACCAACUACUCACUGACAGCAGCUGCUCUUUCUGCUCUGCCCGCCUUGAGGACGCUGGAUCUAGCUGGAAACCACCUCACUGAGGACAUGGUGUCAGUUUUAGUCUGGAACUUGUCUUCCUUGGAGUCCCUGUCCGUGGCCAGGAACGUCAUCAUGAGGCUGGACUCGUCCAUCUUCACAAACCUGACACAACUGCUGGAGCUGAAUGUGGAGAAGAACUACAUCUUUGAGAUUGACCAAGCUUUUGAAGGGCUGCAGAGGCUGCAGAGGCUCAGUGUAGCUUACAACUACCUCCCGUGUGUGGUGGAGUUUGGCCUGACCCAGCUCAGGGUGCUCAAUGUCAGCUACAACAUCAUUGAGUGGUUUCUGGCUGUGGAAACCGAUGACCUCUUUGAGCUGGAGGUGCUGGACCUGUCCCACAACCGCCUCCUGUUCUUCCCUGUGCUGCCCCGGCAGAGCAAGCUGCGCUCCCUGCUGCUGCAGGACAACGAGCUGAGCUUCUACCAGCGCCUCCCCAACGGCACGUCCUUGGCCAACGUCACCGUGCAGUUCCUGAUCAUCGAUGGCAACUCCACCAACAUCACCACGGUCAGGCUCUGGGACGAGCUCUGCCACAUCAACCUCUCCUCCCUGCGCCUCCUGGACAUGAGCCAGAACCAGGUCUGGUACCUGCCGGAGGGUUUCCUGGCCCAGAUGCCCUCCCUGACCCACCUGAAGCUCAACCAGAACUGCCUGGAGGCAUUUCACCUGUCGGAGGACAAUCCCUUAGCCAUGCUGACAGAGCUGGACCUCAGCCAGAACCGGCUGGUGGAGCUGGGGAUGGAGGUGGGUGCUGGGGACAUCCUGUCCAACCUGCAGCUCUUCAACCUCAGCACCAACAGGCUGCGGGCACUUCCUCCCGGGGUUUUCACCCACACCAGGAAUAUCACUACCAUGGACCUCAGCCGCAACCAGGUUGACCUCUGCCCCCAGCCAGACCUUGCAGGUGAGGCAGAGGGUCCUCCCUGUGUGGACAUCAGGGGUGUGGAGACCUUGACCCAUCUGUCCUUGGCUGGCUGUGGUCUGCAGGGCCUGGGUGGACACCCCUUCCGGGGAACAUCACUGAUGCAUCUGGACCUCUCUGACAACCACCGGGCCCUGUCUGGAGACCUGGGGUGGCUGCAGGACCUU